GCGGUGCCCGCCUAUCGGGACCCUGCAACCAGAUGCAUCCCGUUAGCCCCCGUGAGUCACGUUCAGUCAUUUUCCCAACCAAUGACGACUUCGCCAAUUGCUCUACACCGGUUCUUCGAGUACCUUUUCGACUCUCAGACCGCCGAGUCAUCGGGCGGCUUGCAGCGACUCACACUGAAGGGGGGAUGCCGCGAGCUGCAUUGAACUCUAAAGCGGUGCAGUUCAUGCUUUUGGGGGGUAUAAUGUGCUGCCAGAUAUUGAAAAAAGCCAAGAUGUACAUAACUGCCCCUACAUCGGUCUACAUUAUGGGCGAUACGAGGCGGCGAAAUCGGGGACUUGACUCACACCGUUCACUAUGAUAAUCAGCAAAUCAGCACCUUAUCCAGUUCGAGAGCGGGCUCGGGGCUAGGGGGGGGGGGGGCGAAGCCUUCCCCCACUUCAUGCGUGGAUGUUACCUUGCGACUCUGGAGUCUGCACUAAAAAGUAACUAAUUUAAAGAUGACUUUCAACGAUAAGCUGGGCUGCGCGUAAUAUGCUCAAAGCUAUACCCACCCUUUCUUUCUAUUCUUUUCCUUUGACUUUUUAUUUCUCUCUCUUCUCAUCAUCCCCCUCUAGCACGGUGACAUGAGGAUAUGCCUCUUAACGCCCAAGUUGCGUCUCUAGCGGCCGGUUCUGUCGCCUUGUUCCUCGCGGGCCUGGACAGUAUCCCCGCUAUCAAAAGUAUCGCCGAUCGAAUCGCGCGCAGAUCAUCUCACCAGGAUGAGGCCAGUCUAGCCAAAACCGCCUAUCGCGAUGAAGAUGGCGAGGCGACGACGGAAUCUCUAAAGGCAUUUUCAGAUUGGUGGCAACGAGUCGCUAUUGCGAUCUUCUCCGGCAGUGGAUUCUUCGUCACUCUCGCUUUGGCCGUUCUUAUCACGUUGAAAUACGAUCCAGAUUAUUUGGUUUUAGCUUGGCUUCAGCUUGGGAUUUGGGCCUUCCUUUCCGUUCAAGCUAUUGCGUUCUUCACCGAGCCCCGCCCAACGAGUCGAUUCGAGCUGGGCCAAUUUGCUUUCGGUGGCAGUUUAACCGCCCUCGCGAUUACCGGUAUUCAAAUUCGAUUGGCAUGGGACUCUCAAAAUGUCAUGCUUCGCGAGCAGCCAUGGAUUGCCCUGGUCUCCGUUCAACUUGCCAGUGCGCUCCUGCGCGCGUUAUUCACCAUUCUUCUACCACGCCGACCUGAUGUCUUCUUCGAUGGCCAAAUCGUCGACAGGGAGCUUACAGUGACUGCCUUCGGCCGCUAUACGUUCUCCUGGGCCGGAUCGAUUCUCGGCUAUGCCGUCAAGAACCGAACACUUGCACUGACUGAUUUGCCUAAGCUUCGGUCGGCAAAGAGGGCGGAAAGCCUUCGCGCACAUUUUGAACGGGCUAGGGGAUCGCGAAAGAUAUGGAAAGCUCUCGUCUUUGCGCAUUGGGAUACGUUGCUGUUUCAGCUUUUCCUGACCCUGAUCAUUAGCGUCCUGAGCUUUGGACCACAGAUGGCUCUGUUUAAAAUCCUUAGUUCACUGGAGACCCGUGGCACCGACUCUUUUGAUCCGCUUCAAACGGCGCUGUGGGUUCUUGCGCUUGGAGGCUUGAUGUUGCUCAAUUCGAGCUUUGAAGCAUGGCUCUUCUGGGCUGUCUGCUCCAAGCUCUUUGUCCCUAUCUACGCUGAGCUCUCGGCCGUUGUUUUCGCCAAGUCUAUGCGACGGAAGGAUGCUAAGAGUACGAAAAAGUCCAAGACCAAGGACGAUCCAGCGGAAUCUGCAGAGGCAUUGCUUAAGGAACAGAAUGGGGAGGAAGAGGAAGACGACGAGGCCUCGAUCAAGAAGAACCGACAGAGCAUUAUCAAUCUUGCAGCCGUGGAUGCGAGACGUAUCUCGGACUUUACUUCUUACUCUUAUCUGAUCCCGUUUGCAAUGCUGAAAGUCUUCAUUGGCUGCAGCUUCCUAGUCAAAAUCCUCGGCUGGCGCAGUGCUUUUGCUGGAAUUGCCGUGUCGCUGCUUGUCACUCCUUUGAAUAUUUUCGCCGCUAAAAAAUACACCAGUGCUCAGGACAAGCUCAUGAAGCUCCGAGAUCAGAAAAUGGCUAUCGUCACCGAGGUACUUCAAGGAAUCCGUCAAAUCAAGUUUUCCGCCUUGGAGGAACAGUGGCAGAAGAAGAUCGGCCAGGUGCGCGAGGCAGAGCUGGGAGCCUUGUGGAUCUCGUUCCUCUAUGAUAUCGUUCUCUUGGGAAUCUGGAUCCUUGGUCCUAUCGGUCUUUCCGCUGUCUCACUUGCCGUUUACGCCUUGAUUCAUGGUGGACUUACUGCCUCCGUCGCCUUCACAGCAAUGGCCGUUUUUGGUGCACUGGAAAUGUCCCUUGCUAUUCUACCUGAAAUCAUCUCCAACGGUCUCGAGGCAAAGGUUAGCGCGGAUCGCAUCGAUGUCUACAUGCAGUCGGCAGAGAAGACUGUCAAUACCGUCGCGUCUGACAGUAUUGCUUUUGAGGAUGUCUCCGUGGGCUGGCCAGCGGAUAAGGCAGAUAACGAAGAAGAGGAUGAAGAUCGGUUCCUCCUAAGGGAGCUGAAUCUAGCUUUCCCCAAGAAGGGCCUGAGUGUGAUCUCCGGGCGAACGGGGUCUGGAAAGAGUCUGCUUCUCGCGUCGAUUCUGGGUGAAUGUGAUGUCCUCCAAGGAACCAUCAAAGUACCCGUUCCGCCGCCCAUCAAAGAUCGCUUCGACCACCUGGCUACGAGCGCGAACUGGAAUAUCGACUCGGCUAUCGCAUAUGUUGCACAGAUCCCCUGGAUUGAGAACGCCACAAUUAAAGAUAACAUUCUGUUCGGUCUGCCUUACAAUGAAGAGCGUUAUCGAAAGACACUCUUUGCAUGUGCCCUACAGAAGGAUCUGGAGAUGAUGCCGGAUGGCGAGUUAACUGAUAUCGGCGCCAACGGCGUAAACUUGAGCGGUGGUCAGCGAUGGCGAGUAUCCUUCGCCCGUGCUUUGUACUCAAGGGCGGGCAUUUUAGUGAUGGACGAUAUCUUCAGUGCCCUGGAUGCACACACUGGCCGCCACGUCUUUGAACAAGCUCUGACAGGCGAGCUCGGCCAGGGCCGAACUCGUGUUCUAGUCACUCACCACGUUGCACUGUGCCUUCCAAAGACUGAUUACUCUGUGCUUCUAGAAAACGGAUGCGUCAAGUACGCGGGAACUAUUGAUGAUCUUCGCAAGGAAAAUCACUUGGAUGAUAUUCUCCAGGAAGAGCACGAAGCGACAGAGGAAGAUCAAAGCACACUCAACGAGGAAUCGACGGCCCUUAACCCCGAGGAGACCACUCUCCAAAAAGUCAUCUCCAAUACGUCACGUCGCCGCCCAAGUCACUCGCAGAACGACACUACGCCGAAGGGUACGUCGCCUAAGAAGUUUAUUGAGGAUGAGCAGCGAGAAGUUGGCUCUGUCCGACUCUCGGUUUAUGCUAGUUACUUUUCCAUGGGUGGGCACAUCGUUCUCUGGCUUAUUACGCUAUUGGUGUAUCUCAGCUAUUCCAGUCUGAUGAUUGGACGUUCCUGGUGGAUCAAUGUCUGGACCAGCUCGUCGUCCAACACACAGGUGCAUCCUGAACAAUUCUCCGCGCUGUUACAACAUACGAUGUCUGCGCAGUCUGCGCAUUCGUCUACGAAAGAUGAUAGCUUGCAGUGGUAUCUCGGUGUUUACGUUGGAAUAUCUGUUCUGGCGUGUAUAAUUGGAACGGCUCGUUUCUACUUCAUUCUCUCAGCAAGCGUACGUGCAUCGAGAAAUCUCUUCAACAGCCUUACGUUUGCGAUCCUGCGUGCACCUCUACGAUGGCUGGAUACAGUUCCCCUUGGACGUAUUUUGAACCGAUUCACAUCCGAUUUCCACAUGAUCGACUCACGAAUCGGCUAUGAACUCGGCUUUUUCUGUUCCCAGGUAUUGGAAGUGUGCGGUAUCCUGGUUGCUGGAGUUCUGGUCUCUCCAUUGGUACUGGUUCUAGCGGGUAUUUUGUUUGUGAUUUGCAUGAAACUUUCCAUGACCUACCUGGCAGGUGCGCGAGAGAUCAAGAGACUGGAAAGCACCGCGAAGAGUCCUGUGUUCGAACAGUUCGGAUCCAGCCUGGCUGGUUUGAUCACCAUUCGUGCAUUCAGCAAAAGCGAGACCUUCAUCGAGAUCAUCUACGGUAAGAUCAAUGCCCAUGCUCAAGCAUGGUGGACGAUGUGGCUCUUCAACCGAUGGUUGGGCAUUCGCAUGAGCCUGGUGGGCGCGGUCUUUUCGACUCUGACAGCUGCUCUCGUGGUUUCUCUACCUGGAAUCUCGGCCUCCCUCGCUGGAUUUGCGCUCAGCUUUGCGCUGCAGUGUAACACUGCGAUUGCUUUCGUUUUGCGACAAUAUGCCAACAUCGAACUCAACAUGAAUGCUACAGAGCGUGUCAUCGAAUAUUCCAAAAUCGAGCUCGAGAACCAAGGAGGUGUUGAUGCACCCGCUGCUUGGCCCACGGAGGGUCGCCUGGAAGUCAGCGACCUUGUGGUUGGAUAUGCACCGGACCUGCCGCCAGUGCUCAAGGGCCUGAGCUUCACAGUUGAGAAGAACCAGCGUGUCGGCGUCGUUGGCCGUACUGGAGCGGGCAAGUCGUCAUUGACUCUCGCUCUCUUCCGAUUCCUGGAGGCGCGAGAGGGUCAGAUUCUCAUCGACGGUCUCGAUGUAUCAAAAAUUACACUCCACGAUCUACGGAGCCGUCUAGCAAUCAUCCCGCAAGAUCCCGUGCUCUUCUCUGGUACUGUCCGGACCAACCUCGACCCCUUCGACGAGUACAGCGAUACAGAGUUGACAGAUGCAUUGGCCCGCGUGCAUCUAAUCUCCAGCACCGUCUCGGACGACGAGGCAACGCUGACCUCUCAAGCCGCGACACCGCCACAGUCCACCAUCACCGGCGCAACCACGCCUGAUACAGCGACUGCACGGCAUGCUAACACCAACAUAUUCACCUCCCUAUCCGCUCCCAUCUCAGAGGGUGGUCUCAAUCUCUCUCAGGGUCAACGACAACUUCUCUGCCUCGCCCGUGCUAUCGUGUCCAGACCCAAGAUCAUGGUCCUGGACGAGGCCACUUCUGCAGUGGAUAUGGAGACCGACGCAUUGAUCCAGCAGUCUAUCCGAGCAGAAUUCGGUCGUAAUGCGACUACUCUGCUCGUUAUUGCUCAUCGUUUGAGCACCAUUGCUGACUUUGACCAUAUCUUGGUCAUGGAUGCGGGCAAGGCAGUUGAGUUCGGACCUCCUGAGGAUCUUAUGGGGAUUGAGAAUGGCGUGUUUAAGAAUUUGGUGGAUAGCAGUGGAGAGAAGGCUGUUUUGGAGAAAAUGAUUUUUGGUGAGCAGUAAAAAGCGAACGUUGUUUAUUUUUUUUCUUUGCGAAUUGUUUUCUAUGUUUUUCUAUUCUUGUUCAGAUUGUAUAGAAGGCAUACACAAGCGUGAUGAUAUUUUGGGAUUAUGGGCGAAUACCAUGAGUAUAUUAAGCUUGUGUGGGUAAAUUAGGUCUAAGUCACUUUGGAUGAGACACAAAUUGAAUGAAGUUUCUGGUUUUAUUUUGUUCUCUAUAGAUAACGACGUUGCUAAGAGCAUGGGAGAGGUGCGUGUCAUCAAGGCGUUUAGCUAGAGUUCUGCAGAUAGAAUCUGGAGACUCAAGACACCAGCCAUUCCACGACCCAGCUCCCACCCCCAGAAAAAUAUUAUUCCCACGGCCCAGCCAGUGGGGUACACCUUCAAGUUGAAAAUGGGUCAGAGAUGCCUUCAUCGCGUCCGUAAAUUAACAAGGUUGGUGUGCCGAACGCAUAUUUCAAUCUCCCUCCGUCCCGAGUCCAGCAGCCCUUAAGCCCCCCGAAGAGAGAGAGCCACAAGCCUCAGGGAGAAGAGAUUAUCAUAUAGAACACACUAGGCUUUCAUCAUCUGAAUAAAGUAGUCAGCAAAAC
Molecule: messenger RNA, 5968 nt
Organism: Penicillium brasilianum
Lineage: Eukaryota; Fungi; Ascomycota; Eurotiomycetes; Eurotiales; Aspergillaceae
Source: the annotation of a GenBank genome assembly